This is a messenger RNA of Episyrphus balteatus (marmalade hoverfly), 2750 nucleotides long. It is a transcript of the gene Vha100-1, whose product is annotated as V-type proton ATPase 116 kDa subunit a 1. Gene Ontology annotation, biological process: vacuolar acidification; proton transmembrane transport. NCBI's taxonomy places the organism in Eukaryota, Metazoa, Arthropoda, Insecta, Diptera, Syrphidae. The record is from RefSeq and is a predicted model, not a curated record. Gene Ontology annotation, molecular function: proton-transporting ATPase activity, rotational mechanism; ATPase binding. Gene Ontology annotation, cellular component: plasma membrane; vacuolar proton-transporting V-type ATPase complex; vacuolar proton-transporting V-type ATPase, V0 domain. The transcript has 11 exons. The coding region runs from base 87 to 2660 and encodes 857 amino acids.
AUAACAAUAAUCCACAACUAAAUCCAUCUGAAUUGAAAGAAUUGUGUAGUCUUAAAUUCGGCAGUUGGAAUUGAACGAUAAGCAUCAUGGGGUCGUUAUUCCGAAGUGAAGAAAUGACCUUGUGUCAGCUUUUUCUUCAAAGUGAAGCCGCUUACGCUUGUGUGUCUGAGCUCGGUGAACUUGGAUUAGUUCAAUUUAGAGAUUUAAAUCCUGAUGUGAAUGCAUUUCAACGUAAAUUCGUUAAUGAAGUUCGUCGUUGCGAUGAAAUGGAAAGAAAAUUACGUUACUUAGAGAAGGAAAUUAAAAAAGAUGGUAUUCCAAUGCUUGAUACCGGCGAUAGUCCUGAAGCUCCCCAACCCAGGGAAAUGAUUGAUCUCGAGGCAACUUUUGAGAAACUCGAGAAUGAGCUUCGUGAGGUUAAUCAAAAUGCCGAAGCACUAAAACGUAACUUUCUUGAACUAACUGAGUUAAAGCACAUUCUGCGCAAGACUCAAGUCUUUUUCGAUGAGCAAGAGGGUGGUCUUAAUACCACAACCGAAUCGAUGACUCGUGCUCUUAUAACGGACGAAUCACGAACUGGACAUUCAAUGGGUCCUGUGCAACUUGGUUUUCUGGAAAAGUCUCAAGAGCGUGGUGAAGAUUAUCUACCAUGCUUCGUAGCUGGCGUAAUUCUUCGAGAACGUUUGCCAGCAUUUGAACGAAUGUUAUGGCGUGCAUGUCGUGGUAAUGUAUUUUUGCGACAAGCAAUGAUUGAAUCUCCAUUGGAAGAUCCUGCUAAUGGCGAUCAAGUAUACAAAUCAGUGUUCAUCAUCUUUUUCCAAGGAGAUCAACUCAAGACUCGUGUGAAAAAAAUCUGUGAAGGAUUCCGUGCCACACUCUAUCCCUGCCCAGAGGCACCAGCCGAUCGUCGUGAAAUGGCCAUGGGUGUUAUGACACGCAUUGAAGAUCUCAAUACUGUUUUGGGUCAAACCCAAGAUCAUCGUCAUCGAGUUUUAGUUGCUGCUGCUAAGAAUCUUAAAAAUUGGUUUGUCAAAGUUCGCAAAAUCAAAGCCAUCUAUCAUACUUUGAAUCUUUUCAAUUUGGAUGUAACACAAAAGUGUUUGAUCGCUGAAUGCUGGGUGCCAGUACUUGACAUAGAAACUAUCCAACUGGCAUUGCGGCGUGGUACGGAACGCUCGGGUUCAUCGGUACCACCGAUUCUCAAUCGAAUGCAAACCUUUGAGAAUCCUCCGACUUACAAUCGGACUAAUAAAUUCACCAAAGCUUUUCAAGCUCUCAUUGAUGCGUAUGGUGUAGCUAGCUACCGGGAAAUGAACCCGGCUCCAUACACAAUCAUAACUUUCCCCUUUUUGUUCGCCGUGAUGUUUGGCGAUUUAGGACACGGAGCUAUUAUGGCACUCUUUGGUUUAUGGAUGAUUCGCAAGGAAAAAGGACUAGCUGCUAGCAAAAGUGACAAUGAAAUUUGGAAUAUCUUCUUUGGCGGACGUUAUAUAAUCUUUUUGAUGGGUGUCUUCUCCAUGUACACUGGACUUAUUUACAAUGACAUUUUUUCAAAAUCACUCAACAUAUUUGGAUCGCAUUGGAAGAUUCAAUACAAUGUAUCGACUGUAAUGACAAACAAACAAUUGCAAUUGAAUCCAGAAUUCGACGACUAUGAGGGUUAUCCGUAUCCCUUUGGCAUGGAUCCUGUAUGGCAGAUUGCAAGUGCUAACAAAAUUAUCUUUCAAAAUGCUUACAAAAUGAAGAUUUCCAUUAUUUUCGGUGUGAUUCAUAUGAUUUUUGGUGUCAUAAUGAGCUGGCAUAAUCAUCGUUACUUCAAGAAUCGCAUUGCAAUUUUAUUCGAAUUUAUUCCACAGAUGAUCUUUUUGUUGUUUUUGUUUUUCUAUAUGGCUUUGUUGAUGUUUAUUAAAUGGAAUCGUUAUGCUGCUGAUAGACCUGCACCAUACUCGGCUUCUUGUGCUCCAUCUAUUCUAAUUACAUUCAUUAAUAUGGUUCUGUUUAAGCCUCCAAAUGAGCCUACUGAUGGUUGCAGCCCUUACAUGUAUGCUGGACAAGGAUUCUUUGAGAAAUUGUUGGUACUUAUUGCUUUGGGAUGUGUUCCAGUCAUGUUACUCGGAAAACCAUUGCACAUUAUGAAACAAAGGAAACUUGCUAACAUUCAACCCAUUCAUCCAGUUGGAAAUGGUGAUGCUGAAGCUGGAAUGAAUCCUGAUGGAAUGACAAAUACUGAAGGUGGACAACAUGGUGGUGGCGGUGGUCAUGAUGAAGAAGAAAUGUCUGAGAUAUUCAUUCAUCAGGGCAUCCAUACAAUUGAAUAUGUUCUUGGAUCUGUUUCUCAUACUGCUUCUUAUCUUCGUUUGUGGGCUUUGUCAUUGGCUCAUGCUCAACUUGCUGAAGUCUUGUGGACUAUGGUUUUGUCAAUUGGAUUGCGACAAGAUGGAUGGUUAGGUGGUAUUAUGUUGUGGAUUGUAUUUUCGUUUUGGGCUAUUCUUACUGUUGGUAUUUUGGUUUUGAUGGAAGGCUUGUCAGCUUUCUUGCAUACUCUACGUUUGCAUUGGGUUGAAUUCCAAAGUAAAUUCUAUGCUGGUCAAGGAUAUGCUUUUACACCAUUUGCAUUCGAGGCUAUUUUGGAAACUGGAGCUGUUACAGCAGAAGAAUAAGUUUAAACCAGCUAAAGAAAUAUUUAAAAAGAAUUUAUUAAUUAUAAACAAAUAAAAAAUAUAAACAUAAUAUAGCAAAAUACCCAAGAA